This is a messenger RNA of Ambispora gerdemannii, 1377 nucleotides long. The record is from the annotation of a GenBank genome assembly. Lineage: Eukaryota; Fungi; Glomeromycota; Glomeromycetes; Archaeosporales; Ambisporaceae.
AUGGCCGGAAAACAAGAAAGAGCUUAUGUUAUCGGAGUAGGAAUGACUAAAUUCUCCAAGCCGCAAGGACGAGCCGAUUAUCCUGGCAAGUUUAUUUAUAUUGCAUGUGGCCGAUGUUCAUUACUUGGACGUGAAGCCGCAUCAAAAGCUUUACUCGACGCUGGAAUUAAAUAUGACGAUAUUCAACAGGCAAUAGUCGGAUAUAGUUACGGGGACUCUACUUGCGGUCAAAGAAUACUGUAUCAACUUGGCAUGACACAGAUCCCAAUAAUUAAUGUUAAUAAUAAUGGUGCAACUGGAUCAACCGCUCUUUUUAUAGCACGUCAGCUCGUUGAAGCUGGUAUCAUCGAUUGCGUACUUGCUUUGGGAUUUGAGAAAAUGGCUCCGGGAUCUUUGCCUAACAAUUUUACUGAUCGCGUCCACCCAGUUGAACUCAGCAUUCUAUUAAUGUCAAAGACACGCGGUCUCGAGCCAGCUCCUAUUCCUGCACAAAUAUUUGGUAAUGCUGGUAUUGAAUAUUGUGAAAAAUAUGGAGCAACACCUGAUCACAUGGCGAAAAUUGCGGAAAAAAACCAUAGGCAUAGCGCUAAUAAUCCCUAUUCGCAAUUGCGCGACAUAUUAUCUCUUGAUCAAAUCAAAUCUUCCCCGAAUGUUUUUGGUCCUUUGACUAAAGUUCAAUGUUGCCCUAAUGCGGAUGGUGCAGCCGCAGCUGUGCUCGCCUCUAAAAGAUUCGUUUGUAAUCAUGGUCUUCAAGGUCAAGCAAUAGAAAUAGUUGCACAGUCAUUGGCAACAGAUUCGCCAUUAUUAUAUGAAAAGAAAAGCUCGAUUGAGUUAGCUGGUGCUGAUAUGACAAGGCGAGCAGCAAGAGAUGCAUUUAACAAAGCUGGGAUUACGCCAAAUGAUGUUCAAGUUGUAGAGCUUCACGAUUGCUUUUCGGCAAAUGAGCUUAUUACUUAUGAUGCAUUAGGCCUUUGUAAGCCAGGAGAAGCCCAUAAAUUAAUAGAUGCAGGUGAUGUAACUUAUGGAGGUAAAUACGUUGUGAACCCUUCAGGUGGGUUGAUAUCUAAGGGUAAUCCAAUAGGUGCUACUGGUCUGGCUCAGUGUACAGAAUUGGUGUGGCAAUUGCGUGGAUGGUGUGAAAGUCGUCAAGUGCCUAACAUUCAAUACGCGCUCCAGCAUAACAUUGGUCUCGGCGGUGCAGCUGUAGUCACAAUUUAUAAGCGAGCAGAAGGAUUAGGCAAACCCAAAAAAUCACAAGAUCCUCAAAAGAGAUUUGGUUAUAAUCCAGCAAUUGAAAUCAAGCCUAUUAGUGAUGCGGAUUUUAAACGAGUUUGCUCUUCUGUCGAUAUAAGCGAAUUUGCUCUGGGAAAAUUAUAA